Messenger RNA from Chenopodium quinoa (quinoa), 408 nucleotides. RefSeq lists its product as uncharacterized. The coding region runs from base 1 to 408 and encodes 135 amino acids. The record is from RefSeq and is a predicted model, not a curated record. Lineage: Eukaryota; Viridiplantae; Streptophyta; Magnoliopsida; Caryophyllales; Amaranthaceae. The transcript has 2 exons.
AUGUCAACUAAAAAGAAACAGAGGAAGUAUCUAGGAUUCUUGAAAGUAUUCCAAAUAUUGGACUUGGUGGAUGUUCCGUUUUCUAGUCCUAAGUACACUUGGACUAAUAAUAGGACUGAUUCCGAUCCAAUAUUUGAAAGGUUGGAUAGGGCCUAUGCCACCUCUUCUUGGUUUCUUGAUUACCCUGAUACAAAUGUUCUACACCAACCUAUUUUGCUCUCGGAUCAUGCCUCUAUUAUCCUUUUGGAUACAGUUGAUUUUGGGUACGUAAAGCGACCUUACAGGGUGGAGAAUCGGCGUUUGUCUGUUUUAGAGGUUAGAGCCAUUGUUCUUGAUGUCGUUUCUCUGUUUGUUCCGGGUUUACCUAUGUUCUCUCUAUAUAGGAAUUUGUCAAUUGCUAGAGAAUGA